Babesia sp. Xinjiang is the source of this 327-nucleotide messenger RNA. RefSeq lists its product as uncharacterized. Bases 1 to 327 code for a protein of 108 amino acids. The record is from RefSeq and is a predicted model, not a curated record. The transcript has a single exon. Lineage: Eukaryota; Apicomplexa; Aconoidasida; Piroplasmida; Babesiidae.
AUGACGGUUCAUCGGCGUUUAUUUUCCGUCUCACCAUUAAUCAAUGACGAUGUUAUAUUGCACCGUAAACGACUUAUGAUGAGGGUUAAGAAUACAGGAAUGAAAGAGCUCGACGUACUUUUUGACGGCUAUAUUAGCAGCAUAUCUGAAGAGAUGAGUCCCACGAUGCUGGAUGAGUUUGACGCUCUACUUGAUAUCGAGACACCCUCUCUAUAUCAAGCAUUGGUAGUUCGGCAAAAAAUGCCUGAACAGCUACAAGGAAAUCUUGUUGCCGCUAAUAUACUCGACUAUGUCAAGCGCGGAUUGUCAACUGCGAAGGGUGAAUGA